CGUGACGUCACCGCGAGGUGAUGUAAUGCUUCUGUAAAUAGAUCAUAUUGUAAUCGCGUUUCACUUCAGCGUGCUUCGUCCCAGCGCGAGGAGCGUUGCUAGUCUCAGUCUGCGUGCGUUUAGGUUUUUAGAUCUCAGUGAUGAAUGUUGAUCAGGACAGGCCAUAUGUAUGCACUGCUCCUGGAUGCUCACAGCGCUUCCAAAGAGAAGAUCACCUAAUUAUUCACAGACACAAACAUGAGAUGACCCUAAAAUUCCCUUCUAUUAAGUGUGACAGUAUGCUUUCAGAUCAGACUCCAACUCCAACCCGUUUCUUACGGGACUGUGAGGAAGUGGGCCUCUUUACUGACCUGGAGCUUAACCAGUCACGGGCAGAGGAGGAGACCAAACCGAACUUUCCUGUGCAGGCGCCAGGUCAGAACCAGCCUCACACUGAGACACAGUCUCAGCAUAGUCAACAUCAUCAGUUUCAACCUCAGCAACAGCAGCAGUGCGCUCUGGCUCAUCUCAACCAGAACCAGCUCCACACGCACUGCUCACAGCCUCAAUCUCAAUGCACUGCCACAUACUCCACUUCAAACAAACAAUCUGCACCCAGUUGUCUGCACAGUAGACAGACAAAUGCUUUGCCUGGGACAUCAGCCAUGAAUAUGGAGGCGCAGUUGUCAAUGAACUCUAGUAUGAUUGGCAUACCAGGCCCCACCCCCUCUGGCUCAUGCUCCUCCCUUCAGAGGUCAAAGGUCAUACCAGCCCACAGCCAACCUGCGGUUUCCAAUGGCAGUCAGAAUCCUCUUUGCCACAUGAUGGAGAUGAUGUCGUCACAACAGCACCCACUGUCGCAUUUACAAUCCUCAUCUCAUCAUCACGCAUACCAGCAGCACUGCCACAGCCAAUCACCACAAAGGCUCGCACAUCAACAUCAAAGUCAGGACCAAUCACAUCACAGCCAUGCUCACCACUCUCCACCUGCUCAUUUGCAUCAUGGCUCCACCCACCAGACCCCCCCUCCCCUUUCACAUCAGCCGAUACCUACACAGAUGUCAUCCACACCAAACCAUACCCCCUGCCCGCAAUCUCCUCCACAGCCGCCCACGGCCAGACGCCGACGGACAGCAGAGGAAGACCCAGAUGAGCGCAGAAGGAAGUUUCUGGAGAGAAACAGGGCUGCUGCCACACGGUGCAGACAGAAGAGAAAGGUCUGGGUGAUGUCGUUGGAGAGGAAGGCCGAGGAACUUACACACACUAACUUACAGCUGCAGAAUGAGGUGACAUCACUGAGGACAGAAGUCACUCAACUGAAGCAAAUUCUUCUUGCACAUAAAGACUGUCCUGUUUCUGUGAGACAGCGAGAAAACCAGAGUGGAGUAGGUAGUCCAACAGGAAGCCCGGUCCAGCAACAUGCCAUCCAACACAACAGCAUCUCAACAUCAAGUUCAAAUUUACCACAUGCUCACCUCACCCCACACUCACACCCCGCUGGCAACACACAAUUAUAACAUGCUUCUACAUGGACAGAAACCGAUAAGAACACAGAAAUAUGACCCUUCUUUAGAGCCAUAUGGUCAGGGCACCUACGACCAAACAGGUACCCGUCACUGCAAACGCAAAACAGAACAGUAAAAUAUUUAAUCCAGUGUUUUAAACUUGGAUUUAUGACUAAAAGGGAAUGUAUGCAUCACAUAUAUGUGUGAAAUGUUGAAUUAGAAUAAUUAAAUGAAAAGUCUGUUUAUAUUUGUGGCCCUUGACAUCUCAGGUAAUCAGCCGAGGGUCAAAAGGAUUUCUCCAUGUUUUAUUUUACCUCACUGUGAUUCAUUGCAGUGUUGGAAAACAAACUGUCCUUUUACCCUCAUUAAAUUUAGUUUUCUUAUUCUCAAAGCUGUCUCUCACCCUCCCUUUUUGUCUUCUCACACUCUUCCUCGUGCUUUUUUAUAGCCGAUCUUUCUCAGGGACACUCAUCUAGUUUUACUCCUAGAGUAUGUGUGCACAUUUGUGUGUAUAUGUGUGUUUUGUUUUGUUUUUGGCCACUUUCAGUGUAAACGCUUUGAUAGCUUCAGUGACAGCUGUGUGCGCUAAAUCCUGAAACUAAUGGCAAGGCCGUGUGAAAUGCAUUGAAUCAGGGCAGUUGUAAAUUUGUAAUUGUAAAUAGGAAUCUCUAGUUUUAUAAAUUUAUGAUGAUGCAGCUAAAGCUGAUUGUUACAUGUUUGUCUUCGCUGUAAAUAUUAUAAGAGGCCUCUUGGUGAAUUAUCAGGUAUCACAUUACCUAAGAAAGCGCUUAGAGGAUCAUGUGUGAAUUUCGGAUUUAUAGAAUAACAUGCAGCUUAUUUUAUAUAGACAGAGCCAACAUCAGAAUCAUGACAGUAAAAGAAUCAUGUAUUACUAAUCACACUCAUGGCACUCUGAAUGUCUUACAGUAUUCUUCUAAAAUAAUACAGCAUAGCAAUCAUUUCACACUAACUGGCUCAGCGACAAUCAAAAUGUCAAUACUGGCAUUUCCUGGAAAUGACAUGCAAGCAUGUGUACCAUCUCUUAUGAAAAAAUAAGCUUAGAUAAAGCAUUUACAUGGCUAUACAUUCUGUGUAAUGGAAUUGUCAAUCUAGGCAAUGUGGGAAAAAAUGAUUGUUUGUUAACUAUGCAGGUUUAAACUGUUUUAUGCAUGUACAGGUUUUUUUGAAAUAUUUAUCUAUUUUUGUACACAUUUGUGGCCAUUUUUAAUUAAAAGCACUUAAUAUCUA
Messenger RNA from Labeo rohita (rohu), 2732 nucleotides. RefSeq names its product cAMP responsive element binding protein 5a (gene creb5a). The transcript is spliced from 11 exons. Bases 141 to 1496 code for a protein of 451 amino acids. Lineage: Eukaryota; Metazoa; Chordata; Actinopteri; Cypriniformes; Cyprinidae. Gene Ontology annotation, biological process: regulation of transcription by RNA polymerase II. The record is from RefSeq and is a predicted model, not a curated record. Gene Ontology annotation, molecular function: DNA-binding transcription factor activity, RNA polymerase II-specific; cAMP response element binding.